Messenger RNA from Protopolystoma xenopodis, 894 nucleotides. The record is from the annotation of a GenBank genome assembly. Lineage: Eukaryota; Metazoa; Platyhelminthes; Monogenea; Polystomatidea; Polystomatidae.
UUCGAGACCGAGAUUUUGCUUGAUCGACAGCGUGUACGACCGUUUACCUGUCCUAUAUGUCCUAACAAUCGGGCAUACACUGAUGCAAGCUCUCUGCGUCGUCACCUUCUUUCUCUACACUUUGAUUGGUAUCAUGAACAUCGGCAAGCACUAAGGUGGUCCGCUACUCCUGCACGUAGGCCUGCCACAAACAGCCCGGUACCACUGAAGGCUCGGCGUGGAACUCGUAAACUGGACAUCUCGCCUCUUCGGCUUCCACCUCAAUUCCAACUCGCAUCCAGUUCUCCAUCUGAUCAUCUUACGUGCCCAAUUGCUGCCUGUGUAAACCAAUUAUCGACGUCUUCAUAUGAGUCUGAUCUAAGGCCGCCUUCGUCUGAAGCCUCACAGCGCUCACCCCUUCUCAAUCAACCACUCGCACCACCACAAUCACCAUCAGUAGAUUUGGAAGCCUCUAAUUUGUAUGACCCUGCUUUUUUUUCAUCUGAUACAUCUUGUCUCGCUCCGUCUGGCGCUAUUCCCCGAGACUUGAGUCCGAACACGCACAUGUCCGCCUACUUUUCCCCUCGAAAGUCUGCCGAAGAAGUUUCCCAUUUUCCUAAUCGCCAACAUUAUGGUCGAACUUGUGUUGAAGCUUCUAUCAGCAGCUACAGCCCUAAGGCCCGAUUUGACAACUCUCUUAUCAGCGCAGCCACCACUCGGGAUCCUACUUUUGUGCCGAGGGCCACUAUUCCUUCCGAUUCCGACUUCCUCUGCGAGCAUAUGAGUCUUCCUGUCGAUCUUUGCAUGUCUGCAAUGUGUUUAACAGUGGGGUCUGAAUCUUUACGCAUUGACGACUUUGCUGAAUGUGAGGUAAAUCGCGCAGGUUAUCUAAUGCUAACAUCCUUUAAACAGUAA